AUGAAGCCACCGCGUCAAGCUGAGGGGGCUUCGACUGCGGAGAUGACAGCGACCGAUCGCCGUCAGGAGAAGAGGGUGGCCAAGGCCGAGGCCGUUCUUGAGGCACCCCUCCAAGUCACCGAGAAGAGGCAAAUCGAGGGCGCCCUUGACGUGACCCAUCUCCCGAAGCGGCAGAACGAGGGGGCUACCAUUCUGAUUCCCGAUGAUGAAGAGAAGGAGGAUGUCGGGCCAAUGAAUGUGGCAUGUCCUCAGAAGGUUGUGUCGUUCGUCAACUGCUUCAUCGACAGCGCACAGAUGGAGCUCUCGGAGUUGGUGUAG
Messenger RNA from Prunus armeniaca (apricot), 318 nucleotides. The record is from the annotation of a GenBank genome assembly. NCBI's taxonomy places the organism in Eukaryota, Viridiplantae, Streptophyta, Magnoliopsida, Rosales, Rosaceae.